AUGUCUCUAUUCAACGACAAGAAGGACUUCAAGACAGUCAAGACCGACUUCCAACAGAAGCACUCCGACCAGGAAGACGACACCUCCAUCCUCAUGACCUUCCACAACACAAAACCUUCACCUUUGAUCAUCGUCCUCACUAUCAUCUCCUCAAUCUCUGGAUUCAUGUUUGGUUACGAUACAGGUUAUAUAUCAUCUGCACUAGUUGCCAUCGGGACAGAUUUGGACAAUAAAGUGUUGACAUAUGGUGAAAAGGAAAUGAUCACUGCUGCCACUUCGUUGGGGGCCUUGAUCACCGCGACUAUGGCUGGUCUUUCUGCUGAUUUCUUUGGUAGAAAACCAACUAUAAUGAGUUCAAAUAUCUUGUUUUUAGUCGGUGCUGCCCUACAAUGUGCUGCUCAUACUUUCUGGGUCAUGACCGUGGGGAGAUUCAUCAUGGGGUUUGGGAUUGGGAUUGGUUCCUUGGUGUCUCCUUUAUUCAUUAGUGAGAUUUCUCCAUCAAGAUUCAGAGGUCGUUUAACUGUUAUUAACUGUCUUUGUAUCACUGGUGGUCAAUUAGUCGCGUAUGGUUGUGGUGCUGGGUUGACCCAUGUUACUCAUGGUUGGAGAAUCCUUGUCGGUCUAAGUUUGAUCCCUGCUGCUAUCCAAUUCUUUGUGUUUUUUUGGUUACCAGAUACUCCAAGAUAUUAUAUAAUGAAGGGUCAAUUGGAGAAAGCUUGUGCAGUUUUGAAAAGAACCCAUUUAGACUCGACUGAGGAAUUGAUUGAAUUGAAAGUUCAGGAAUUAUCACGUUUGAAUAAUCAAAUCCCUGGUUCAAAUAUCUUGAUCCAAACUUGGAAUGCUAUAAAAGAAGUUCAUAGAGUUCCUUCAAACUUAAGAGCUUUAAUAAUCGCGUGUGGAUUACAAGGUAUUCAACAAUUCACUGGUUUCAAUUCAUUAAUGUAUUUCAGUUCCACAAUUUUCGAAACUGUGGGAUUUAAAGAUUCCACCGCAGUGUCCAUUGUUGUUGCAGGUACGAAUUUCGUCUUUACAGUUAUUGCAUUCUUCAUUAUUGAUUGGGCUGGUCGUCGUUUGAUGUUAUUGUUAGCUAUCCCGGGUAUGAUUGUUUCAUUAGUUGUCUGUGCAAUUGCAUUCCAUUUCCUAGGUGUUAAAUUUGAUGGUGGUGAAGCAAUUGUCGAAUCAAGUGGAAUCUCAGGUUGGGGGAUUGUUGUUAUCAUUGGUAUGAUUUUAUUCGUGGCAACUUAUGCUAUUGGGAUUGGUAAUGUUCCAUGGCAACAAUCUGAAUUGUUUCCUCAAUCAGUUAGAGGUAUUGGUACUUCAUUUGCCACUGCAACUAAUUGGGCAGGUUCUUUAGUUAUAUCUUCAACUUUCUUAACAAUGUUGAGAAACAUUACACCACCAGGGACAUUUGCAUUAUUUGCUGCAUUAUGUGCAGUUUCUUGGGUUUUCGUUUGGUUUUGUUAUCCUGAAUUGAGUGGGUUAGAAUUGGAGGAGACUCAACAAUUAUUAACUGGUGGGUUUAAUAUUAAAGCCUCUAAAAUUUUGGCUAAAAAGAGAAAAUCUCAUAUCGAUGUGGAAAAUCAAAUUAAAGCAUCACAUGAGAUUGUUAAUCAUGUUAAUUGA
This is a messenger RNA of Hansenula anomala, 1623 nucleotides long. It is a transcript of the gene ITR1, whose product is annotated as myo-inositol transporter ITR1. NCBI's taxonomy places the organism in Eukaryota, Fungi, Ascomycota, Saccharomycetes, Phaffomycetales, Wickerhamomycetaceae. The coding region runs from base 1 to 1623 and encodes 540 amino acids. Gene Ontology annotation, cellular component: membrane. The transcript has 2 exons. Gene Ontology annotation, molecular function: myo-inositol:proton symporter activity. The record is from RefSeq and is a predicted model, not a curated record. Gene Ontology annotation, biological process: transmembrane transport.